UAAUGUCUUAAGGAUAAAGAUUACCCAGUGGGUGAGAGAGAGACAGAGAGAGAACUUGUGAGGCUUCCCUGUCCUCUAGGUGCUAGUGAGAUUCAGUGAGAUUCUUGUCCUUCUGCAGACUGCUGUGCUCCGUGGCAGCCUUCCCAAAGUAUCUUGUGUGACCUUGGAGGAGAAUGAGAGCAUCGGUGACGGAAGGUGCAGUGAUGCCAUUUCACUUCGCAUGGAUCUCUCCAAUCUUGUGACCUGGGCACACGCUCAUGGGACCAUAUGCAGUUCAAUCCCAGCCUUGGAAAUUGUGCAGAACAUGGGUCAUCCUAGCAAGGACAAUUCUGUUCUGUGGAUAUGUGGACUUGGACAUGCGUAUCACUGGCAGUGUAGAAAAUUAUACAUCAGAAGCACAGAAGAGAAUGAAGCUGGAGAAAAGAGAAAGAGGCUAGUAUCUUCUGAGGCUUCAUCAAGGGAAGCUAGUUUAGAUGAAAAGAGGUUCAGGAUGACCCCGUCUUUUGAGAGGGCUAAAGCAGACGCUGUUAGCACAGGGUCUUGUAGCAGAUCUCCAGGGGUCACUCAGCAGAAAGACAACACAGUCUACAUAAUAUAUAAUGAACCAUCACCCAGAGAAAAUAAAAAAAAUAGCAAAUCCAUAAAAUCAGGCUUUGCAGCAAAACAGCAUUUGUCAAUAUCUGGUGGUGAAGUCAAAACUGACAGACAUAAGGUGAAGCUAGAAAGCAAUGAAGAUCUACAGAUCAUCUCUGAUGAAGAACAGUGUAUAUCAAAUGAAGACAACGACCAAGGAGACAGAAUCAACCAGAAUAUUCUGUCAGAAUCACCAAAUAAAGGUGUAACUGCUGAGGUAGAUUUGCAAAUGCAUCACGGUCAAAAGAUGGCAUUUAACAGGCUGAGGGCUGCCCAAACAUCUGGCUUUGCCCCUGCAGGAAAGCCACCCCUAACUCUUGCCUGCAUUCUAAAAUCCCCCAUCAGCAAUCAAGAGAGCCUAGACAGCAGCUUCUUGAGGUUAGGUCCUCUUAAUCCUGCAGGGUCCACAACUGAAACUUCUAGAGCAAGAAACUCCUCUGGGUCAGCAAUACCAAAAGAAUAUUUAAAAUCUGUUCCUGUCUCCAACAUUGAGGCAAAGGCCCAACUUGAGUCACCCGCCUCUGUGACAUUCUUUGAGUUUGAAGCCACUGUAGAUGUCCAGCAGCAACUCCAGCUGAGCCCUCCUGAGCAUGGCACACCAGAAAUAGGCUUAAGUGGGAACAUUACUGAAAACUCUAUUGAGGAGAGUAAACCGUCAGGAUCUGGGCAUGCACCUCAUCUUUCAGCCUCAUUGAGUCCAGAGAGCAAGAAUGCAGACCAUCCACCCGCAUCUUCAAGCAAAAGUGCGUUGAAGAAGUGGGAGAAGAAGAGAAACUGUAAUACCGGCGAUACAAAAGUCUUCAGAGACUGGCUGCUUUUACAUUGCCCUUCCGAAACGCGCGAGAUCUAUAAGCUGCCACCAGAAGACCUCGAUAAUUACCUGGCCUCGUUCUACUCUUCUGCAAAGAGACAGAAUGGCACAGAUUUUUCUGCCAGAUCUUUGCACUUCUUUCAGAGCAGCAUAGAGAGGUACCUCAAGGAUCACAACUACAAGUACAGCGUGGUUAAAGGGUUGGAAUUCAGAGCGUCUCAGGAAGCCUUGAAACUAAAGCAUCAGCACCUAUCUCAAAAAGAGAGAGAAGGAGAGUGGAGUAUUUUGGAGAACCUGACAGAUGAAGAUGUGGAAAGUCUUUGUAAGAAGGGACUUCUAAGUAAGAUGCACCCUCAGGGCUUUUUGCACCUCAUGUUCACAAAUAUCAUUAGGGGGUUUGGGGCAAGUACACACAGUCAGAGCCAUAAUCUGUACUGGGGACAGCUUGUGCUCAAAAAGAACGAGGGAGAGCUGGAGUACUUGGAGUGGAAGGAUGAUCUGAAUGCAGAGGUAAAUACAAGGGAAUCGGGUCCACGUCUCUUUGCCAAGCCUGACAAUCCAGAUAACUGUCCAGUCGCAGAUUAUAAGGAGUAUGCUAAGAGGAGGCCGCUGGAUAUGCUUCAUGACUACGAUCCACUUUAUCUAACGCCCAAGCCUCUGUGCUCCAUAUGGGACCAAAUAUGGUACUGUAGAAAGUCACUGACAAAAGCCAAAAUGGAAAAGAUCUUGAAAGUUAUUAUCCAGCAAGUCAAAGGACCUGUAAAGAAAUCCAAGAAAUAAAGGUAUCCAUUUAGUUUCUGCUGUGCCACUUUUUGGUAGGAGCAUGUUUCAAAGUAGUCUUUGAAAGGUUUAAGUGGCAAUAUUUAGUAUAGGUUGAGGAGAACAUCCUUCUCUUCAGUUUCACCUUAGAACAUAAGUAAUCCACAAAUUUGCAUCACCUUAGUGUUCAGGUUAAGUGAAAAACUUCUAUUGUUCUUUGUAUUGAUGGAAUUGAUAGUUCAGUAAGUUAAAUAAAUAUGAGAAUCUUAGGUUUCACGUUUGUAAAACAAGUUAAUAUUCUACUAUAUUAUUAAUGACAUGAUGAAAUAGCCAAUGUUAACAUGGAGAGGGCUCGGUAGCUGAAUAGCUUGGCUAGGAGUUUAAGCUGCACUCAUGUUCAGGGGAGCUGGACACGUACACAGCAUUUAGUCUAUAGUAUAAGCCUAUUGAAAAAAGUAACACAAGUUAGUUCUGGGAUGGAAGGAGAACGGUGAAAUGCUGUGUUUGCCAACUGCUAAUCCAUAUCUCAUGGGAAUGCUUUCAACAAGGUUUAUGUCACUUUUCUUAGUGAAAGAUUUGUAGAUUUAAGAAGUUGUGAUUGGGUUUUAAAAAGUUAUGUAAAAUGGCUGACAGCGUUGAAAGGUUUUAUGGUAAGUGUUUUCCCCAGAGUGCUAAAUAUAGCUACAUAAAUACACUUUGGGAGAUGUAGUCAACUUUUUUCAGCUGUUCAAGUACUAUUCAGUCAAUAUGUUGUCUUAUGGUCCAGUCAAGUUAUUGGGUUGCAUUAUUGACAUAACCUAAUAAAAGAAGAAUUACUCAA
Molecule: messenger RNA, 3023 nt
Organism: Harpia harpyja (harpy eagle)
Lineage: Eukaryota; Metazoa; Chordata; Aves; Accipitriformes; Accipitridae
Exons: 4
Coding region: 221-2224 (667 amino acids)
Source: RefSeq, a predicted model, not a curated record